Molecule: messenger RNA, 222 nt
Organism: Entrophospora sp. SA101
Lineage: Eukaryota; Fungi; Glomeromycota; Glomeromycetes; Entrophosporales; Entrophosporaceae
Source: the annotation of a GenBank genome assembly
AUGGUCGUCGGUAAAAUUGUCCAUAUAGCAAUUGAUGCAGUGUUAAUAUCUGCUGUUCUAGCUGGAAUAAAAAAAUCUACAGGAUAUACAGUUGCUACAAAUCGAAUCGGAAAUCCUGAUCUAAGAACAGCAGUUACAAAAUUUCUAACAAUUGGGGAAGUAGUUGUAGAAAGUAGCGUUACUUAUAUAAGUACUUCUACUUAUUUUGAAAAAACCAGAUAA